Molecule: messenger RNA, 489 nt
Organism: Paramecium pentaurelia
Lineage: Eukaryota; Ciliophora; Oligohymenophorea; Peniculida; Parameciidae
Source: the annotation of a GenBank genome assembly
UAUGCAAAGGUUAUCAUCACUAUUAAUUGGAUUUGGGUUAGGAAUAUUUGGAAUGAGCUUAUUAUAUGAUCCUUGGGCAUAAGUAAUAUACAAAAUCAAUUUAGGAACGAUUUGAAAGAACAGUAAGAGAAACAGCUAGAUUAGAAAACUCAAUUCUUAAUAAUGUAGAUGUUUAUUUAUAGAUGAGAAUGUUUCUUGGAUAUAUUUUAGUGGCUUGCUCUUUUGUAACUAUGAAUAGGUAUAUUUAAUAAUUAUAAAAGAAUUGGUUUACUCUAUGUGCUUUCAAUUCCAGCUUUAAUAGUUUAUGCUGCAAUUAAUUAUAAUCAUGUGAUAUAUAAAUCAGAAAGACUUGGAGGAGAAUAAGCAAUUUAAGGAGCCUUAUUUUAUAUUGCUUUUUGUUUUGCUUCAAUUGAUGGAUUAAUAAAGCCUAAGAAAAUACCAUAACCAAAAACAACAUAAAAAAAAGUAGAUAAGACAAAAAGCGAAUGA